AUGAGGCUGGAGGAUGAGAAGGAGGAUGAGAUUGGAUACCUCAGGUUCCUCGACGAGGCGGGGGCAAGGGCCACCUCAGGUCUGGACAACUUAUGGCUAGUGGGGGGUUUAUCUCAAUAG
This is a messenger RNA of Colletotrichum lupini, 120 nucleotides long. RefSeq lists its product as uncharacterized. Bases 1 to 120 code for a protein of 39 amino acids. Lineage: Eukaryota; Fungi; Ascomycota; Sordariomycetes; Glomerellales; Glomerellaceae. The record is from RefSeq and is a predicted model, not a curated record. The transcript is spliced from 2 exons.